Molecule: messenger RNA, 4572 nt
Organism: Anopheles coustani
Lineage: Eukaryota; Metazoa; Arthropoda; Insecta; Diptera; Culicidae
Gene: PAN2
Product: PAN2-PAN3 deadenylation complex catalytic subunit PAN2
Exons: 4
Coding region: 148-4200 (1350 amino acids)
Biological process (GO): nuclear-transcribed mRNA poly(A) tail shortening; mRNA processing
Cellular component (GO): P-body; PAN complex
Molecular function (GO): nucleic acid binding; poly(A)-specific ribonuclease activity; protein binding
Source: RefSeq, a predicted model, not a curated record
UCUUCCGAUGUCAUCCGGUUUGUUGAAAGUAGGACAGUAGGAGAAGGCAGCGGGCUACUAGAUGCCUGAUGUGCGUGAGGUGGUGGCAUUGUCACAAGCAGCAAGCUACGAUCGAAAACGAACCUGGAGUGAACGAGACCCGUUAGGAUGGAUUACGUCUACAUGAGCGGCUCCGAUCCGGGCAAUCCCCGCGCCGAAGACAUCAUCACACUAACGAUGUACGACAACGAUCCUGCCAGUGGGGCGGUGGUCUCGGAGUAUUCGGACGCACCGGAGGCGUACAGUGCGUUCAACAUCGGCUCGUCGGAGGCGGAGUUUAUGGAGCACGGGAUGAUACUGGCCGACGGGGGAGACCGGUUCGGCGUUUCGACCGUGUGCUUCGACACGCAGGAAGAGCUGAUUUGGAUGGGAAACCAGGGUGGCCACGUUACGUCGUACUACGGGGGCACGAUGCAGAAGUAUACCUCGUUUCAGGUGCAUGCGAAUGAAGUCGUACGUCAGAUAGCAACGAUCGACGCGGGUAUCCUGGCCCUCACACCGACCACCCUGCGGCACCAGAUCCGGCGUGGAUUGCCCAAGUUUACCUUCCGCUCGGAGCGCAUGGUGGACAUGGUGUGCAUGAUUGAGCACGCACCGGACCGGCUGCUGCUCGGUGGCCAUCAGAGCGAUCUGAUCGAGUUUGACAUCCCGACGUACAGCGAGUGUGGCAGUGUGCACGCCGGCCCGGAUGGGUGUGCGAUCCUGCGGCGUCAUUCGCGGUAUCUGUGCGCCGGCGAUGCGUAUGGCAAGAUCACCCUGCGAGACCCGAACACACUCUCGAUCGAGCACGAGCUACCGACGCACUCGGGCAGCCUUUCGGACUUUGACGUCCAGGGCAACUAUCUCAUCUCGUGCGGAUUCAGUGGACGCCAGGGUAAUCUCACGAUCGAUCGCUUCCUCAUGGUGUACGAUAUGCGCAUGUUGCGCCUAGUGUCCCCCAUUCAGGUGCUGGUGGAACCGCAACUGCUUCGCUUUCUGCCCUCACACUGUUCCCGGCUGGCCGUAGUGUCGCCCCUCGGGCAGCUGCAGCUCGUCGACACGGUGGAGCUGAGUGUGCCACGCGUCUGCAUGUUCCAGCUCAACACGACCGGCUCGCAGUGCCUCUCGUUCGACAUCAGUUCCUCGAGCCAGGCGAUGGCGUUCGGGGAUCAAUCGGGUCACAUCAAUCUCAUCUCCGCGGUUAAAAUCAACACCCCCACGCUACAGUUCAAUCCAUACUCGCGGGACACCGAAUUCGCCGACACGAUCGAGCCACCCCCGUUCGUCCCCAUCACCGACACCAAUUUCCCGCUCUCGUCGAUCCUGCUCCCGCAUCUAACGACCGGUGAACGCUUGCUAAGCGAUUGGCCCGCGUGGAUGAAUGCGUACGAGUACCGCCGGCCGAAACCGAUCGACCCGGAGAUCCUCGCUACGAUGAAAAUGCAAGGUCCGAUCGGGUACGCACCAAACCCGCGGAAAUACCUCCGCAAUCAGGUUCCCUAUCUCGGGCCGGACGGUACGCCCGGUGGGAUGGCCGGUGGGUCAACCGGUUCCACUGCCGCACACGGUUCCGGUUCGACGGUAAAGGGAGGCCCGCCCGGUGAGCAACCGGGCAUGCGAUUGGUUCCGCGCCGCUACCGUAAGGUCGAGGUCAAGUACAGCAAGCUGGGAGCACAAGACUUUGACUUCGAACAGUACAACCAGACCGGAUUCGUCGGGCUGGAAGCGAACCUCCCGAACGCGUACUGCAACGCGAUGCUGCAGGUGCUCUACUUCAUCUUUCCCCUGCGCCAAGCGAUCCUGGCGCACUGCUGCACCAAGGAGUUUUGUCUGUCCUGCGAGCUUGGCUUCCUGUUCCACAUGCUCGACGUGGGCAGCUCGAGUUCGCCGUGUCAGGCCAGCAACUUUCUGCGCUCGUUCCGCACCGUACCGGAAGCGGCCGCACUCGGGCUGAUCCUCUCCUCGACCAGCGCGAACGUGAACCUGAUCAGCUUGAUACAGAACUGGAACCGCUUCGUGCUGCACCAGAUCCACCAGGAGCUGCUGGAGGCGAUGAAGCAAAGCGAAACGAUGCACUUCUACGAGCACCAGCUGCACCAGCUGACCGACCCGGGACAGGAUGGGGUGCAAAAGUUCCAGAUCGUAAACCACGGCACCGCGGGAGGAGGAGGAGGUUCGCCGACACGGGACGAGUCGGAAAUUGGACGACUAUUUGGCACGCAGCAGCAGACGACGCACCGUUGCAACAAGUGCAACACGACACGCGUCAAGGACAACGUGCUGCUGGUCUGUACGCUGCUCUAUCCGACCACCACCACCAACAACGUCGAGGGCACGUUCGGGACGAUCCUGCGCCACUCGCUCGGGGUGGAAAAGACGACCCCGGCGUGGUGCGAAACGUGCAACAAGUUCACACCGACCAACCAGAAGUCGCGUGUCACCGAUCUGCCCGCCAUCCUCUCGAUCAACUGUGGGCUGGACAACGAAAAGGAGCUAGAGUACCUCAAGCGCCAGAUGUCCCGAGCCGUCCCACAGCAGCAACAAGCGCACCAACAGCAACAACAACAGCAACAGCAGCAGCAAGCGCAGCAGACACAACCACCACAAACACCCCAACAACAGCAACAGCAAAAUGCCACCGGAACCGGGUCAUCGGAUCCGUCGACCAACUCCGGUGCGAAAAUGUGUCGCUACGGGACGAACUGCUCGCGGGUCGAUUGCCACUUUGCGCAUCCACGAAAAUCAUCCCCAUGCGUCAUUACUUCGGCCUCGUCGAGUACGUCCGCUGCGGCGCACGGUAUGCAAAAGUCCUGGUUCCCGCUCAGCUUCCAGAUGUCGCUCGAUGAACAGAAGAACUUGGAAAUCAGUUCCCUACGGACCGCUUCCAAUGGGGAACCCGUUGUUCCGGUGGUUCCAACGCCGGGUAAUGCCGCUGCGAAGGAGCAAACGCCCACGGAUGAUGGAACGGAGGAAGAACCAGCGAUUGAAGAAACCGCCCCUUCAUUGAAGAUAACAAAAAUGUACAACUUGUCGGCGGUCGUCUGCUACAUCAACGAUGGUUCCCAGCGGAACCUCGUCUCACUGGUGCACGUCCCCGGAAGCUACCACGACCUCAAGCAACCUCCUGCCGCCGGUGGCGAGUCUACCUCGACGGCAUCGGCUGGCAGCUGGUACAUCUUCAACGACUUCAGCAUCUCGCCCGUGCCCGUGCAAGAAGCUGUCUGGUUCACGCUCGACUGGAAGGUCCCGUGCGUGCUGUACUACACGUCCAGUGCGCUGGCGGCGGAACAGUGCCAACAGCGUACCGGAGACACACCGGUCCCACCGUAUAUGAACCCGUUCGCGGCCGAUCUUUUCGCGGAGGGUGAGUUGGGUGAGGAACGGCAACCGCUUGAGGGGGACAAUCGAGACGGCGGUGAUGGGAAGAAUAUUAGCGAUGCUGGUGGCAAGGACGAGGGUAAUGGUCAGGAGGAUGGUAACAAGCACGGAGACGAAGGGGGAGACUGUGGUGCGGUGGUGUUUAAACCGCUCGGAAGGGGUGAGGUGUUCCGGGCCGGUGAUCUGGUAGCGAUGGACGCUGAGUUCGUGACGCUCAACCCGGAGGAGAGCGAAAUCCGAUCCGAUGGGAAAAUGUCGACGGUGAAACCGAGCCACAUGAGCGUCGCCCGGAUCACGUGCAUCCGCGGGCAAGGCACGGACGAGGGUGUCCCGUUCAUGGACGACUACAUUUCCACGCAGGAACAGGUGGUCGACUAUCUGACCAAGUUCUCCGGCAUCAAGCCGGGCGAUCUGGACGCAAACUUCAGCAGCAAACGGCUGACGACGCUGAAGAACUCGUACCAGAAGCUCCGAUAUCUCGUCGACAGUGGCGUCACGUUCGUCGGGCACGGGCUGAAGAACGAUUUCCGCGUGAUCAACAUCAUCGUGCCGCCGGAGCAGGUCGUCGAUACGGUGCACCUGUUCCAUCUGCCGCACCAUCGUAUGGUUUCGCUGCGCUUCCUCGCCUGGCAGUUUCUUGGCAUCAAGAUCCAGUCGGAAACGCACGACUCGAUCGAGGACGCACGGACGGCGCUGCAGCUGUACAAACACUACCUGCGGCUGCAGGAGAAGGACGAGUUCAGCCGAGCCCUGUCGACGCUCUAUGAAACUGGCAAGAAGCUCCAAUGGAAGGUACCGGACUAGGAGUAGGCCCAGGUUGCGACUCGAGGAAAGAUGAUCUCGCUGUGUUGCAGUUUUGUGAUGAUAUGCUCUACCCUUUUUCUGUUCGUUUUAUUAAUCCAUUUUAUUCAUUCGAGAAACUUUCUUUCACUGUUUCAAAACGUCCUUCUCUUUUCCUGUCCCGUUCACGAAUGUUGCUCGUAUACAAAUGGGUCGCUACAGGAUUGUUCGCGAUGGACACCCAGCAGAGGGGUCACUUUUUGGUGCAUUUUUCUAGAGAUUACGAAACGCCCGGAAUAAUGUCAUAAUCGAUAGUUGUAUGUUACUUUCAUUUUUGUUUGUUUCGUUCCCUUUACGUAUGUAAAUGUCCACAACCAAUAAAACUAUUUUCUCUUA